Python bivittatus (Burmese python) is the source of this 824-nucleotide messenger RNA. Lineage: Eukaryota; Metazoa; Chordata; Lepidosauria; Squamata; Pythonidae. The record is from RefSeq and is a predicted model, not a curated record.
AUGCCCUACUCCGAGGAGCAGCAACUCAGGAAUAGCGCCUCCGAGGCGGAGUCUCCUCAGCGGCGAGCCACGGCUCCGUCCUGGAGACGACGGUUGACGCGAGGCGCGAUUGGCGCCAGCGCGCCGAAUCAGGAGGCCGCGUUCCAGCCGCGCGGCCAGGUAUUGGCGGCGUCUGCGGGAGAGGGCGGGGCCAGAGCGGCGGGAGAAUUCGGGCCGGGCAGCUGCCUCUGCACCUUCGCCGAGCCCACCAUGGAGAAAGGCCUGCGCGGGAAGCCGAGGGAGAACCAGCCGCCCCGCAGGCAGGCCGCGGAGGCGCUCGGCUCGGAGGGCUGCAGCAGCAGCAGCAGCAGCAGCAGCAGCAGCAAGAAAGCCAAGUUCCCCUUGCACCUCAAGAUCUUGACAGAUGAUGUGUUUGAUAAAUUCUCCAGCAUACGAAUUCCAGGCAGCAAAAAGGAUAGACCAGCUCUCCUGCAUCUGAAACAAUCACAUUGCUCAUCUAGUGAAUGUACUACCCCUGUGGAGGUAGAUGACUCCAUGCCUACCCAUUUGUCAGAUCAAGAGAUCCUUGUACUCUUUGAAAAAAUGAUGGAAGAUAUGAAUUUAAAUGAGGACCGAAAAGCUCCACUAAGAGAAAAAGACUUCAGUAUCAAAAAAGAAAUGGUUUUGCAGUAUACUAGUACUGCUUCAAAGCCGGGAAGCCUCAAGAGUAGAAGGCAGAUUCUGCCACAGGAAUUCAUAUAUGAACUGAAAACUGGAACAGUGGAUGAAAAACUUGUCAGUUGCUUAGAAUCCCUUCGUGUGUCGUUGACUAGUAACCCUGUCAG